AUGAUGCAUUUGGCUUGUCAAAAAAAUUUGGCAACAUCAAAACUCAGUGGUAAUGGCAGAAAAGAUCCUAAUCUGCCAUUACCACUGAGUUUUGGUGUUUCCAAAUUUUUUUUGACAAGCCAAAUGCAUCAUCGCAAAAGAACAAUGUUUUUUAUUGCAUUUGGCUUGCCCAAAAAAUUUGGAAACACCAAAACUCAGUGGUAA
This is a messenger RNA of Blepharisma stoltei, 204 nucleotides long. NCBI's taxonomy places the organism in Eukaryota, Ciliophora, Heterotrichea, Heterotrichida, Blepharismidae. The record is from the annotation of a GenBank genome assembly.